Encephalitozoon romaleae SJ-2008 is the source of this 324-nucleotide messenger RNA. Its product is annotated as homeobox domain-containing protein. The transcript has a single exon. Gene Ontology annotation, biological process: cell differentiation; regulation of transcription by RNA polymerase II. Lineage: Eukaryota; Fungi; Microsporidia; Unikaryonidae. The coding region runs from base 1 to 324 and encodes 107 amino acids. The record is from RefSeq and is a predicted model, not a curated record. Gene Ontology annotation, molecular function: RNA polymerase II cis-regulatory region sequence-specific DNA binding.
AUGGAGGCUCAGGCUGUCCUUGGAAUGAUUUUACUGUUUCAUCCUGAGAGAUGUCUAAAAAGACCGGGCGAAAAGGUCAGGAAAAGUAAAUUCCAGAAGGAAGUCCUUAGGAAGAUAUACCAAAUUACGCCAUAUCCGACGUGGGAAAAUAAGAUUGAUAUUGGUAUUUUGAUAUCGCUGUCUCCACGAGCUGUAGAUAUAUGGUUUCAGAAUAAAAGGCACAUUAACAAGGGAAAGAACCAGGGUGCCGAGGACACUACUGAUUCAAGAACUAUUGAUCUGAAGGAAAUCGUGUCCAUUGUCGAGAAUACACCAAGAUAUUAA